GUCAGUGGCACUGCGCAAGGUACCUUCUGGAGAUAUAUCUACAGUGUGUCCUUCUCUAGGUAAUCUUGGUCUCAGUUUGUCAUGUCUAUUUAGUCUCUGGAACCUGUGGCAUCAGAUUGUGAACCAUGCUGUCCAUAGUUUGGAGUGUAUUCCUGCCACUCGUCCUCCUGUCUACCCAUUGCCUCUGCCAACAUCCAGAGAACGAUGACCUGGAACUUCAACUUCAAUACUAUGAUGACAAUGUAAUUGAUCUUCUGGAAGCCCUGAAUGUUACUCGGUCUAUCAAAGGUGUCACUAAAUCAAAAGGUCGGGAUCCAGGAUCCUCAUCCUGGAAGUUCCGUCAACGUGUUCCCCACCUGACUCUUCCUUGGGACUACUCUGUAUAUCUGUUGUCCAGCACGCAGGGAUCUCUGGGACUGCACUUUGUAGCCAAACAAGCCAAGAACAAUCAAGGAACACUACUGGCCCUCCGGUCUCAAGCUGCUACAAAAAAGGACGGUCACCCACUACUGCGUCUUGUAUCAGACACUCAUGCUGACCAACUGCGUUUAGAAUACCGCACCCCACAAAACAUGGAACCAGCAUCCUUGGUGCUCCCCGGAGGAUCACCUUUCACAGGUUCCCAGUGGGUCCGUCUUGCACUAAAUAUAGAUGUUUACAAGGUGACAAUCUACCUAGACUGUGAAGAACCAGUGGUGUUUGGGAAUGAGCGAGAGGACGAACUGCUGAGUCUGAUUCUCCCCUUGGAUCUGGAGAUCAACUUUGCUAGCACUCCAGGUGACAAAGAGAGCAGGUUCCUGGGAUACUGGCAGACAGCUGAAAUUUUUCCAACUGGGCUCACUCACAGACCUUGGCAUUGCGAGAACCGUUCAGACUCUCCUCCACUUCCUUACUCAUUGUCAGAGGAGAGACAAGCGAAUGAUGAUGAGGUGCAGCGGGAGCCAAGAGCUCCAGACUUAUCUGACAUACAGCAUUACCAGCAGCAGCAGAGCGAGGUUCCUCCACCUCUUCUUUCAGCGGAAGACCGUCUACGGAGAUUGGAGGAAGCCUUACAGGGAAUGACCAGUAUGCUGGACAUGGUCAAAAGUCAGAAUACUGAUCUGCAGGCCCGGGUCAAAGUACUAGAGAGCUGUGAAUGUAGGCGUCCUUCAUGCACCUGGGAAGGCAGAGAGUAUCAGGACAGUGAAACCUGGAGGAAGGACUCUUGUAAUAUCUGCGUAUGCGUCGGGGGAUCCGUGACAUGCUCCCUGCGCAAGGAUUGGCCGCAGUGUCUCGGAUGUACUUACGAGGGAAGAAGUUACAGUAACGGGGAGACCUUCUCCGUCGGUUCCUGUACAUCAUGCGUCUGCCAGAAUGGAGAGGUGACCUGCACCCAGAAGACAUGUCCACCAGUUACCUGUAGUGACCCUGUGACACCUCCAAAUGAAUGUUGUCCCCGCUGCUUAACAGGCUGCUCUGAUGGACACAUGGAGGGAGCUACCUGGAGAAAGACACCUUGUAUAAGCUGUACGUGCCAGGGUGGGCAUGUGAGGUGUACCACUGAGGUUUGCGGCAAGGUCCAAUGCGAGCAUCCUUUCACCGCUCAUGGUAGAUGCUGCUCAGAAUGCACUAACUGUGAUUACCAUGGAAACCUACUGAGGACCGGGGAAAAAUUGCAGUCAGGGCCAUGUACCCUGUGCACAUGUACGAAUGGGACAGUGCGCUGUGAGAGGCAGCCCUGUCCAGAGCUGACCUGUAUAAGAAAAUACAUUCCACCUGGACAGUGUUGUCCCGUCUGUCAGCAAGGCUGUGAAUAUGAGGGGCUGACGUACCAAAAUGGAGAUGUUUUCCGUUCACAAAGCAAUCCAUGUGUGAACUGUUCCUGCAUGAAUAACCUGGUGCGAUGUCUGCCUGUUCAGUGCCCUGCAGUUGCCUGCACCAAACCUGUUCCUACUCCAGGCCAGUGCUGCCCCUCGUGUCCAGUGUGUGAGUUUGAGGGACGUCAGUUGUUACCUGGCCAGAAUGUCACCUCUAUGAAUGGCUGUCAAUACUGCGCUUGUCAGGAUGGUGAGGUGCAAUGUACUGAUGCUGUCCAUUGUCCACAAUCCUGCACUCAUGGUGUCAGACGUGGCUCCUGCUGCCCUGAUUGUUCAGCCUGUGACCUGAAUGGGGACAUUAUUCCUAAUGGUGUCACUUUCCGGGGAAAUGGGGAUCCUUGUGAUAGCUGUGUCUGUCGGGAUGGCAGUGUGCAUUGUGUCAGAGUGACUUGCCCAGAAUUGACCUGUAAACUCCAGGAGGAGGUCCCAGGGGAGUGCUGCAAGCGGUGUCAAGGCUGCAUUGAUGGGAUAACCAAGCGCAAGCAUGGGGAUGAGUGGAAACCUCAUGGAGAGCCAUGUCAGAUCUGCCGCUGUAUGGAGGGAAACAUUCAAUGUAGAAAACGCCACUGUGCCUCUUUAUGCCGAAACCCAGCACCAGCCAGACCUGGCACCUGCUGCCCCGUCUGCGAUGGCUGUUCCUAUCAGGGGCGUACUUAUCUAAAUGGACAAGCUGUAAGGAGUCCUGACCCUUGUACCCGCUGCACAUGUCAGAAUGGGAAUGUUCAAUGUGACCCCAUACCGUGCCCUCCCACCAUGUGCAGAAAUCCAUUACGGAAACCUGGGGAUUGCUGUCCAAGGUGUGAGGGGUGUGAAUAUGAUUCUCGGCUGUUUGCUGAAGGAGAGGUAUUCACGGCUGCCCAUGACCCCUGUCUGAGCUGCACAUGUACAGCUGGAGAAGUAUCGUGUGAGCAUCUGGAUAGGCGCUGUCCACCAGCAAAAUGUAGCCACCCAAGCAAAGUUAAUGGACAAUGCUGCCCUAGUUGUGAAGUUUGUGAAUUUGAACGGCAGUUAUAUUCUCAUGGACAGACAUUCCAGCCACCAGGACAUGGUCCCUGUCUGAGAUGCACCUGCUCGAACGGAAAUGUCCGCUGUGUAGAAGAGUCAUGCCCCCCCAUAUCCUGCCCAAACCCAGUAAGAGACCCAGAAAAAUGUUGCCCAGUCUGCAAAGUGUGUGUGCAGGAUGGAGUUGAGUUCCUGGAAGGAGUGGAGUGGGAACCGGAGAGUGAUCCCUGCAGUAGCUGUGCCUGUUUGAAUGGUGACACCGUUUGUGGGGUUAGCCAGUGUCCACCGAUAACGUGUCUGCACCCCACCCGGAGUGAAGGUGAAUGCUGUCCAGUAUGUGACACCUGCAGCUACAACCAGCGAUUAUACAGCAACGGUCAGAUUUUCACUGAUCCUGAUAACCCCUGCCAGGAUUGCCUGUGCCAGGAUGGUACAGUCCAGUGUUCUCCUAUUGUGUGUCCUCCUGUGCUGUGCUCCAAACCAGAGAGACAACCAGGUCAAUGUUGCUCCAAAUGUCCAGAAUGUAGGUACCAGGACCAGAUUUUCCUAGAUGGAGAGCAGUUUUCCAACCCGAUUAAUCAGUGCCAGGAGUGUGGGUGUCUGGAUGGUCAGGUCACAUGCAAAGACAGAGGUUGCCCUGGGCCCAUCUGCUCUUACCCACUGCCAGGGACCUGCUGCAACAACAACUGCAAUGGCUGUAACUAUGCCGGGAAGGAAUACCCCAAUGGGGCAGAUUUCCCUCACCCCACUGAUAAGUGCAGACAGUGUCACUGCAUUAAUGGCAAUGUGCAGUGUCUAACACAGAGAUGCCCUCCACUGCUCUGUUCUGAACCAUUUCCAGUCCCCGGAGAAUGCUGUCCUCAGUGUCCUGUGCCACCUGCUGACUGCCCCUAUGCUGGGGUCACAUACAGACAUAUGCAGCGUUUUUAUGAUCCUUCAGACAAAUGCCGUGACUGCAUCUGCAAUAAUGGCACUGUGACCUGCCAGAGAAAACCCUGCGCCCCUGCACCCUGCUCACAUCCCCUUCAGGGAGACUGCUGUCGUUCUUGUGAUGGCUGCCUUCUGUCUGGGAAAGAGUUGGCCAAUGGAGAGCAGUUUCCACAGCCGUCAGAUCCUUGCUCUGUGUGUGUGUGCUGGGAGGGCAGCGUGAAGUGUCAGCCCAAAACCUGCCCUGUCAUCCACUGCCCUUACCCCGCACCAGGGAAGUGCUGUAAGGAGUGUCAAGACUGUCAGUACCUGGGAGAGGUGUACCUCAAUGGGCAGGAGUUUUCUUCAUCGCAGGAUUCGUGCAGCCGUUGUAUCUGCGCAGAUGGAUUUGUCACUUGUACCAAGAAGCCGUGUUACAAAGCUGGCUGCACUCACCCCAGCACCCCACCAGGAAAAUGCUGCCCAGUCUGCGAUGGGUGUUCUUAUAAUGGAAUUGUUCUGAUUAAUGGUCAGACUAUUCCUGACCCCGCUAACCCUACCUGUUCUGAGUGUAGUUGCCGGGCUGGGUCUGUACAAUGCGCACGAAAGUUAUGUUCACCCACUACGUGCCCAUAUCCAGUAACUGGUCCAUGUGACUGCCCCAUAUGCCAGGGCUGCCACUUCCAAGGUCGGAACUACAUAGAUGGCGACGCUUUUACUUCCUCACAAAGUGAAUGUGAGCAAUGCCGUUGCAUGAGGGGUCAUGUUACAUGCACACCAAAGGCCUGCAGCGUGGUGAGCUGCCCACAUCCAGCAGAGGACCCCUGUAUGUGCCCAGUGUGUGAUGGCUGCAACUACAAUGGACAAGAUUGUGUCAAUGGCGAGAGCUUCCCGGACCCCGAGGAUGAUUGCAGUCGCUGCACCUGCAAAAAUGGAGAGGUGACGUGCGUGUCUUUGCCUUGUCCACGUGUGUCAUGUCUGCAUCCUGUGACUCCUCCAGGAGAGUGUUGCCCACGAUGUACUGGAAUAUGUAAACACAAUGGACGGACAUACCAGAACGGUGAUAGAUUCCAACUUCCUGGGGAUAUUUGUACUACAUGUUCCUGCCAGAAUGAAAUGGUAAAAUGCCAACGUCUUCCUUGCCCCCAAGACUGCACUCACCCAGUGCCCACUGGGUCAUCCUGCUGUCCUGUUUGCAAUCACUGUUUCUACGAGGGACAGGAAUACCCUAACCGCCAGACAUUUUCCUCCGCAUAUGACCCCUGCCAACGCUGUGUGUGUCUUGAUGGGAGUGUAACCUGCACCGGUGUGGUGUGUCCUCCUGUAUUCUGUGCCAACCCACUUACUAAGCCUGGUCAAUGCUGUAAGGAGUGCCCAGUAUGUCGGUAUCAAGGAAAGGAAUAUAAAGAGGGUGCGCACUGGGUACCAGCCACUGAUCCAUGCCUGCAGUGCACCUGCACGGCAGGAAGCGUGCGCUGUGAGCCUCCCUCUUGCCCGUCACUGCCAUGCACCCAACAGGUGACCGACCCAGGAGCUUGCUGCCCUCGAUGUAGGGGGUGUGUAUAUCAUGGCCGGGAAUACAAAGACAACAGUAAUUGGCUCUCCAGCCUGGAUCGUUGCAUGUCCUGUAUGUGUGUAGAUGGCAUAACAACUUGCUCCAAAAUAGAGUGCGUUAUUUCUUGCUCCAAUCAAAUCACACUCCCAGGGGAAUGCUGCCCACUAUGUGCAGACUGUAUUUCUAAUAGUAAAGUGUAUGUUACUGGGGAGAGUUUUCAUCCGUCUGAUGAUCCUUGUGAGAUCUGUACUUGUGAACGUUUGCCAGAUGGCCGCCAGUAUCGACGUUGCAGCAGGAAACAGUGCCCUAGCCUACUGGACUGUCCCCGGAGUCACAUUCUUCCUCCUGCCCCUGGCCAGUGCUGUGCUAGUUGUGCCCAGGCUCUUAGUAACUGCACAGACUCUAUGGUGGGCAAUGAGAUCCAGGCAACAGAUGAUCCCUGUUAUACUUGUCAUUGCAAGGAUCUGACGUGGAUUUGUGUUCAUCGCCCCUGUCCCAUCCUAAGCUGCCCUCGAUCAGAGCAAGUCACCCUCCCUGGAUCUUGCUGCCCUUCCUGCAAAGAGUGCCUGGUGGAGAAUGAAGGACAUCGGGUUCCUGAUGGAGAAACCUGGAGAGAUAGACAAGAUCCUUGUGUGACCUGCACUUGCACUCUGGGGCAUGUGGAAUGUCAGAUAGAGGAAUGUCCUCCAACACAGUGUCAGCCUGGAGAGCUAAGGGUCAAGACGCCUGGGACGUGCUGCCAUGUCUGUCAAGCUCCUGCUGUUUCCUGCUGGUAUCAAGGCCAAAGGUUCCUCUCCAACGAGCACUGGCAGGUGGAUGAGUGUACAGCCUGCACCUGUGUAUCAGGGGACGUGCACUGUCAUAGCGAGAGAUGUCCUCAAGUGUCUUGCACAGCGGAUGAGACUCCAGCUCUUAUCCCUGGGAUGUGUUGCCCACACUGUAUUCCCCGGCCUGCCACUUGUAUUGCUUUUGGAGAUCCUCACUACAGGACCUUCGAUGGGAAGAUGUACCACUUCCAGGGAAGCUGCACCUAUGUCCUGAGUGAAGAUUGUGAAGGAGGAGAUUUCAGCAUUCAUGUGACAAAUGAUGACCGUGGGCAGCGUGGUGUGUCCUGGACCAAGGAAGCGACUGUGCUAAUAGGGGAUGCUGUGGUUCAUCUCCUACAGGACUGGGUUGUGAUGGUGGAUUAUCAAACAGUAGAGCUGCCUUUCCUUAAGGAACCUUAUAUUUACAUAGAAAGGAAAACAAAUACAAUCUUACUGAAUAGUAACAUUGGUGUAAAGGUGCAGUGGAAUGGACGCUCUCACUUGGAGGUCAGUGUCCCUGGUACAUACCGUGAUCACCUGUGUGGCCUGUGUGGGAAUUUCAACAAUUAUCCUCAGGAUGACUUCCGGGACAGAAGGGGACAGAUCCAGCUCUCAGAAGCAGCCUUUGGGAACAGCUGGAAGGUGCAGAGCAGUAAUGAUUCUGCCAGUGGCUGCUGGGAUGGUCAGGAUGUGGACCCAUGUAAGCAGGCGGGGUAUCGUGCUAGAAAAGAAGCCAAUGGACGUUGCAAGCUGUUGAAGUCCAGUGUAUUUGAGCCCUGCCAUCGAGUGGUCCCACCAGAGAUGUUCUUUGCAUCCUGUGUUUAUGACCUCUGUGCCUGUGGACCGGGCGAUGAGUGUUUAUGUGAUGCACUGGAGGCCUAUGCAUCAGAGUGCAGAGAGGCUGGAGUCAUCCUGCAGUGGAGAUCUCCUGCGCUAUGCGCGGUUGGCUGUCCUCAUGACAGAGGCUAUGUGUUUGAUGAGUGUGGUCCUCCUUGUCCCAAAACUUGUUUUAACAAGGAUGUCCCGCUUGGUGUCCUGGAGUCUCACUGUUUCAAGCCUUGUGUCCCUGGUUGUCAAUGUCCUGCAGGGUUGGUGGAACAUGAGUCUCACUGCAUUCCUCCAGAAUCCUGUCCAAAAAUUAUCCAUGGGAACCUGUGAGUUCAACUACCUAGCGGACACUGAGAACUUGAGUGUAGUUUGGUUGUGUUAAUCAACCAUCAUCUACACCAUCUGUCAUGCAUCAGAUGACAAUGGGAUUAUAUUUAAUAUGUGUCUUCUUCAGUAUCCUUCUAUCAUUUCUCAUCCAUCGUAUUUUCCAGAUUAAUUUAAAUGUCUCGUUUGGCCUGGCGACCUUUUAUACAUGCAGCAAGUAAGAAACCAAACCAGGUCACCGCAUUCCACUACUUCUCAGGUGAAAGAAGAAGAAUGUUUUGCACUAUGGUCCCUUAAUGGACAACAAUUCACAAAACAUGAAACAAUGUUGAGAGUUUUUUAAGUUUUAUUUUUAUGAAAUAAGCCUAGCACUGUGCCUGUUUGUUAAAUAUAAAGCUAAUUCUCUAGAAAACACACAUGUACAUUUGGUUGACAAUAUGAACAUGUCAACUGGACAAUUAGCAACCACUUUUUCAAUCAAAAGUACAAAGCUUUUGACAUCCUAGGUAUAUAAGGAUUUAAGCACAAUUACCCCAUAUAUAGUUUUCAGCAUAUCAACCAUGAACCAUUUCAAUAAAAUUACAGAAAACUAUUUUACAGUUAAAACUGGUUUCUUUGUAGAGACUGCUUGAAUAUUCUUUAAAAUACGUAUAUAAUUUCACAUACAUACUGGUUGCUAGCCAUUUUCUGGUAAAAGAUAAAACUCUGGUAGAAACAUUAUAUAUUCAAUACAUAAGUCAUUUUAGAUAACCUUGAAAUGUGCUUCGGCCUUGGGGUAUGUGUCGUCCAUGAAGCAUUUUUGUUGGUAAAUUAACUGUUUUAAGAAGCUUGAUAUUGUUUUAAGUAACAGCUGAAUUAACAAUCCUCAUAAUAAAGUUCAAUGCCAUCAGAACCUGGAUGGACAAAUUCGUUUUUGGUUGUUUUAGUUUGGAAAAAUGUUUAGAAGCCCCUAUAUAUAUUUUUUAAAAGGCUGGAGUAUAUAUUUGUUUCUUUUUUUGGAAGCCUCCUUACAAUGUAUAAUUUAAACACUUGAGGAACAGUAGAAAUGUACGUCUAAUACUUAAUGUCAUAGAGUCAUAGAGCCACACAUGUGCUGCGAGGAUGUUGGUUACCUCCUAAAUAAUCCAAAUUAGAUAUAUUCUCUUGAUACCCCUUUCUAUCCCAUAUACAACUGUGCAGAUGAUACUAAAAAUAAAAAGAUAUGUCCUUGAAAAAAAUAAUAAUGUAAUGAUGUACGUGGCAGAAAUUUUAUUAGAAGAAAGGUUAAUAUUUUGCUUUCUGUAACAUGGUUAUUAUUCUUCAUAUGCGGCAUAUAAAUGUUAAAUCAUGGAGAGGAGCCCGAAGUUUAAGGUGUGUAGUUUCCUGUGGCUAGUCUAGCCCCUAAACAUGGCCACGUGGCUGUGCUCGGAUGGGAAUCUGCUGCUCACUACCUUUUUCUAACUAUGUGAAAACCACUGUUUUUUUAUAUAAAGAUUUCUAUAUUUAUAUACCCACUUUGUAUUACUUUGCAUUCAAAAGAUUUUCAUUUGCCUGAUUGUAUUUAUUGCUUGAUAAUGUAAACUUCCCAUAAUAAAUAAAAAUUGGGUUAAUUCUU
Molecule: messenger RNA, 8871 nt
Organism: Spea bombifrons (plains spadefoot toad)
Lineage: Eukaryota; Metazoa; Chordata; Amphibia; Anura; Pelobatidae
Gene: KCP
Product: kielin cysteine rich BMP regulator
Exons: 54
Coding region: 126-7283 (2385 amino acids)
Molecular function (GO): protein binding
Source: RefSeq, a predicted model, not a curated record